AAGCGGAAGCCAAAGGGGAGAUGAAAGGCGGCCUUCCGUUGCUAAACAGGCGUGGGACACUGCUCUAGCAUCACUUAACAGAUUACAUUUUAUUUUGUCUUCGUUUUUCCUUGUGUUUCGUCAAACUCGCCGUGGCACAGCAAAUACGGACAAGUGUUGUCACUGUUGAGAAAACGCGGUAACAACGACCAAGGACGAUGUUUAAAAAAUUUGAUGAGAAGGAAAAUGUAUCAAACUGUAUCCAGCUGAAAACAUCAGUGAUCAAAGGAAUAAAAAAUCAGCUGUUGAUACAGUUUCCUGAUAUCGAGUCAUGGCUCAAUCACAUAAUGCCAAAAAAGGACCCUGUUAAAAUAGUCAGAUGCCAUGAACACAUUGAAAUCCUAACAGUGAAUGGAGAACUGCUUUUCUUCAGACAGAGAGAAGGACCGUUUUACCCAACACUCAGGCUGUUGCAUAAGUAUCCUUUCAUUCUUCCACACCAGCAAGUAGACAAAGGAGCCAUUAAAUUUGUCUUAAGUGGUGCCAACAUCAUGUGUCCCGGGCUGACGUCACCAGGUGCUAAACUCCACCCGGCUGAUGUUGACACAGUAGUUGCCAUCAUGGCAGAGGGCAAACAACAUGCACUGAGUGUUGGCGUUAUGAAAAUGACUGCAGAAAGCAUAGAAAAAGUCAACAAGGGAAUUGGAAUUGAGAACGUUCACUAUCUGAAUGAUGGAUUGUGGCACAUGAAGACGUAUAAAUGAUCGACACCCCGCAAGCCCAUCUCACAUCCCCUGGAAAUCAUGGAGCUCUUGACAGCGAAGCAUGAGCUGCCAGUCAAAUGUUUACACCUAUAAAUGUAGCUGUGUAACCCAAGGGAAAAUUCAAUAACUGUCAUUCACAAAUAAAAGAAAGAUCCUG
This is a messenger RNA of Solea solea (common sole), 900 nucleotides long. It is a transcript of the gene mcts1, whose product is annotated as MCTS1 re-initiation and release factor. NCBI's taxonomy places the organism in Eukaryota, Metazoa, Chordata, Actinopteri, Pleuronectiformes, Soleidae. The transcript is spliced from 6 exons. The record is from RefSeq and is a predicted model, not a curated record. Gene Ontology annotation, molecular function: RNA binding. Gene Ontology annotation, biological process: formation of translation preinitiation complex. Bases 198 to 743 code for a protein of 181 amino acids.